This is a messenger RNA of Penicillium salamii, 1281 nucleotides long. The record is from the annotation of a GenBank genome assembly. Lineage: Eukaryota; Fungi; Ascomycota; Eurotiomycetes; Eurotiales; Aspergillaceae.
AUGCCCCCGACAUCCUCACAUAUAUUUCAGAAUGCUCGAUCAAUCAACAUCAACAAUCCUAGCACCACUGCGGAUUAUUUCGCCGCCCAGUGGAUAAAUCCAGGCGAUAUUUUCUCCAUUUUGCUGCUUUUAGGCCCAGAAGUGAUUCAACAAGCCGUGGCACAGUUGGCUGGACGUCAAAUUACCCCGGUGGCGUUUUCUUUCGGAUGGGUCGCAUAUGCAGUGCGGGCACUGCUUGCAGCUGUCGGCGACGGCAAAUUAAUGCCACCGGUAGAGAGCGCGAACACCAUGGUGAUCACUACUGAGACGGGCCACAGUCGAAUCACGAACUCAUGGGUUCUUGGCAGACUUCUACGAGACACCAGCGAUAAAGUGGAUGAUGAAAUGAGCGGAGAGGCAGCACAUCGCAACACUGGAACCUGGUCAACUUGGACUCCGUCUUUUUGGAGAAGAGCGCUGGGAGUCCAACCGAAGAUCGGGCCGUCGCAACGUCCCUGGGAAGCAUUACGGAUCGCAUUUUACGACGUGAUAGAUGAAGAAGACAAUGACCAUGGGAUGCCAACGCGGGAUCCAAUCUGGCUUUCCGGAUUCGGUGUGAUUAUUGUUCAGUUGGUCAUUGCCAUCAUCCCUUGGGUGGCCAACGACGAGUGGGGGACCUUCUUGAUAACAUGCUAUGGCAAUUUCCUCGCAUUGCUAGGAAGCUCACUACCACAAUGGCGCCGGGAGAAAUGGCCGUGUCCACGGAAUGGAGGACCUACCAUCACUUUAACAGAAGGCAAUGGGAGCCGAUUUGCCAUGGUCAUUCGAGGUCAAAAGCGGGUGGGCCUCAACUUCGAGAUCCUGGCUCGUGGAAGCAGAACUGCACCGGCGUCUCUCACGACAAGACUCGUCACGUCAAUUCUAGCGAUCAAUUGGAUAGCGCUUCUUAUAUCAGCCACUGGUUUGCAGAUUGAUACCUGGUAUAUUCUUGGGAUUGGUGCAUUGGGCAGCAUCCAUAAUAUUGCUUGCGCAGCUCUCCCGCGCAGUCCCAGUGGCCUUGGUAUACAUAUCCGACCAAGCGGGGAGGUACUCAAGGGUCCUAGGGUCGCAGGUGUUUUGAGAAAUGCCGAAGAGUUAUACCCUGGGCUAGGGCUCUCACUUGUUCCCGUCUUCUUUCCGGGGUCAAUGAGAGUCCAGGAGCCUGAUUUUGACUUUUGGAGGCAGGCUCAAGAGCGAGUGAUGGUACCGAAUAAAUGGGGUGCACGAAUAGACAACCUGCCCCCUGCUCCCGAGAAGCGCUGA